CCUUGAGGAAAAGGAGGAUGUAAAGUUUCGUCAUUAGGAGAUGGAAUGGAUUGGCUAACUGUCUCAUUACAUAAUUGAGAUCGCCCCGCCUCAGAUUUACUUGUGGUUGCAUCGGGCGGAUUUCUGACAGUUGAAUAGAGGGUUGCAAGUGAAACAGUUGUAAUAGAAUUGUUGAUUGGUGUUGUGCAAUAACUGUUUCAUAAGAGACGUGAUAAUGACGCGGGUGACACUGUCCGCAAUGGCUCCAACAGAAGUACUGGAUAGCAACUCGAGUCGCAUGUCCCCAGUCAAUCGGCUGAAAUGGGACCUGACACCAGAACAGAUUAUCAACUUAACAGAAGAACUGAUUCAAAAAACAAAGCAAGGCUAUGACAAAGUGGGUUCCAUUAAGCUUAAUGAUGUCACAUAUGAAAAUACUCUAAAGGUACUAGCUGAUGUUGAAGUUGAAUAUACAGUGUUUAGGAACAUGCUGGAUUUCCCUCAGCAUGUAUCUCCUUGUAAAGAUGUGCGAAAUGCAAGUACAGAGGCGGAUAAGAAGCUUUCGGAGUUUGAUGUGGAGAUGAGUAUGAGAGAAGAUGUCUACAAACGAAUUGUGGCUCUUCAAGCAAAGGUGCAGGCAGAUGUCCUCCGUCCAGAAGCAAGGCGAUACAUGGAAAGGCUAAUCAAGCUGGGAAAGAGGAAUGGCCUCCACCUGCCUAGGGAGACUCAAGAGAAAAUCAAGAAUCUAAAGAAAAGAAUAAGCACCCUGUCUAUAGACUUCAACAAAAACUUGAAUGAGGAAACCACCUUCUUACCAUUCACAAAAGAAGAGUUGGGAGGACUUCCUGAUGACUUCUUGAACUCUCUGGAGAAGACAGAGGAUGGAAAGUUAAAGGUUACCUUGAAGUACCCCCAUUACUUCCCUUUAAUGAAGAAGUGUCACAUCCCAGAGACAAGAAGGAAGAUGGAAGCUGCUUUUAACUGUAGAUGCAAGGGGGAAAAUUCUUUGAUACUUGAAGAACUGGUGCAGCUACGAGCAGAGAAAUGCAAGCUACUUGAAUUCAACACACAUGCAGACUAUGUCUUAGAAAUGAACAUGGUAAAAACUGCAGACAGAGUCAGGAAGUUUCUAGAUGAACUGGCAGAAAAGUUGAAGCCCUUGGGAGAAGAGGAAAGGACAUAUAUUAUGAAUCUAAAGAAGAGAGAAUGUGAGAAACGAAAUCUUGAAUUUGAUGAGAACAUUAAUGCCUGGGACUUGCGUUUCUACAUGAAUCAAGUGGAAGAGACACAGUACUGUGUGGACCAGAACCAGCUGAAAGAGUAUUUUCCAAUGGAAACAGUGACAUCUGGUUUGCUUGAUAUCUAUCAGGAGCUUUUGGCCUUGACUUUUGAACAGGAGGAGAAUGCACAAGUCUGGCAUGAAGAUGUAAAAGUAUACUCUGUAAAGGAUGCUGCAUCUGGUGAAAUUAUUGGCAAGUUUUAUUUAGACUUGUAUCCAAGGGAAGGAAAGUAUGGGCAUGCAGCUUGCUUCGGACUGCAGCCUGGCUGCUUACUUCCAGAUGGCACCCGACAGAUUGGUGUGGCUGCUAUGGUGGCCAAUUUCACAAAGCCAACACCUGAGGCCCCUUCUUUGCUGCAGCAUGAUGAAGUGGAGACAUACUUCCAUGAGUUUGGGCAUGUGAUGCAUCAGCUCUGCUCUAAGGUUGAGUUUGCAAUGUUCAGUGGGACACAUGUUGAGAGAGAUUUUGUUGAAGCACCGUCACAAAUGCUGGAGAACUGGGUGUGGCAGAAAGAACCCCUUUUAAGGAUGUCAAAACACUACAAAUCAGGGUGUCCAAUUCCUGAUGAACUUCUGGAAAACUUGAUAAAAUCCAGAUUGGCUAACACUGGUCUCUUAAAUCUUCGCCAGAUUGUUUUAGCAAAAGUUGAUCAAGAGUUGCAUACAAAAACAGGCGCUGACCCUGUAGAGGAAUAUGCAAAGUUAUGCCAGGAAAUAUUGGGUGUACCAGCUUCCCCAGGAACUAAUAUGCCUGCAACAUUUGGUCAUUUGGCUGGGGGCUAUGAUGCCCAGUACUAUGGCUAUCUUUGGAGUGAAGUGUUCUCAAUGGAUAUGUUCUUUACACGAUUCAGACUAGAAGGCAUCAUGAACCCAAAGGUUGGGAUGGACUAUCGAAACCAUAUUCUGCAGCCAGGAGGUUCACAGGAUGCUGCUGAUAUGCUGAAAGCUUUCUUGGGACGUGAACCAAAUCAAGAGGCCUUCCUUCAGAGCAAAGGACUGACUGUAACUUCUAGAAAGACCCCUUCAGCCUGCUGAAAGAUAACUUUUCGACAGUAGUUUUCUUGUGUAGCCCAUUCAUUCAACUUCAUUGAAGCACUGAAAUUAUUGUUUACUGUUGUGUGGGGAUCACUGACUGCUAGGUAUUAACCUGAUUGAUUGCAGUGGGUAUAAAUGAGCUUUUAAAACAAACAAAAGUAACAAGUGUUUGGUGAUUUGUAUUGUUGCACAGGAGCGUUGAUACGUUUUUCUGUGUGUGAAGUGUCCAUGAAUAGUCUUUCUUGGGUUAAUGAAUUCUUCUCUUUGAGUAAUACAGUACAUGGCUAAUGUUUGGCAUGUACACUAGUAGGGAAAAAUGGAAUUGUACUUCAGAGCCAGGGAUGUAAUAUAUAGUGAACAAAGUGAUUUAUCAGUGUCAGAAGGUGAAGCAUUUGGGUGUAUGUGUGAUUCUAGUUUUCACCAGCACUUUCUCUUAAGGGUCCUUCUAGAGGACCUCUGAAACUGUUUGAAAUAACCUGUAAGGUAAUUGUGUCUACAUCUGCCUGUGGAUUUAGUGUCUUUGGCUUUUCAGUUACUGGGUCCUACAUACCCUUGUACCUCACCAGUGUCUGUUGCAUAAAUGUGCAAUGUAAACUGGUUUGUUAAGAAGCGGUCUUUUGGGCUAGUAAAGAGAGGGUAACAAAGUUUUUUCUUUGAUACAUUCAUAUUUUUUUUUGUGACUGUAGUAUGACUUUUAAAAGCUAAUACAUGUAAAUGUGUAUCACUUUCCCAAAUCUUAAACUUCUUAGCUUAAGUUUAUGUAUGCUACUGUUAACUAGCCCUGCAGUCUAUCUUGAUGUUCUUUGUGUUUCACUGUUGCAGUCUUUACAUUUGGGUUAUCCCUGCCAGGGUAGCCCUCAGCUGGCUCGAAUACCAGAGGCUUAGUAUUUCUGCGUCACUUUCUUGCCAUGGAGCCCAAAGCAGAAGCAGUUCGCACGAGUGUCAGUCAGCUGCUACCCGAGUUUCGUCUACAGAAUUGAAGCUGAAGUCUUCUAAAGCUAAGAACCCCAUUGGGGAUCCUUUUUUUUUUUUUUGCACAAACUGAUG
Molecule: messenger RNA, 3340 nt
Organism: Protopterus annectens (West African lungfish)
Lineage: Eukaryota; Metazoa; Chordata; Ceratodontiformes; Protopteridae
Gene: THOP1
Product: thimet oligopeptidase 1
Exons: 13
Coding region: 215-2293 (692 amino acids)
Biological process (GO): proteolysis; peptide metabolic process
Cellular component (GO): mitochondrial intermembrane space
Molecular function (GO): metalloendopeptidase activity
Source: RefSeq, a predicted model, not a curated record